Molecule: messenger RNA, 2604 nt
Organism: Acaulospora colombiana
Lineage: Eukaryota; Fungi; Glomeromycota; Glomeromycetes; Diversisporales; Acaulosporaceae
Source: the annotation of a GenBank genome assembly
AUGGAUGUUAAAUCCGUUUUGAACAUGAUAGAAAUAUUUGUUCUUCUUCAAAAAAUUCCAGUGGAACAAAGGUUACAAAAUCGAAAUUUGUAUCAAGGAGAAAGAUCAAUGAAUUCAAAGUCUCGAAUCGUGAUAAAAGAAUUAGAGCAAAAGGCUCCGGAAAAGGCACGCAAUGCCUCCACUCGUAGUUUUAACGAUAUUGAUUCGACGAGCAAAGAAGGAUCACAAGAAAAUCCACUAUUCUAUUCCAUAAAUUCCUUGGAAAAUGCAAAUGGAUCUAUGGUGGACAUUGAAAGACAACAAUUUUUGUCGAAAAAUACUAGCUCAAAGUUUCUACGAACCCCAGACAUUUCACCAAUGAAUUCACAUGAGUCUCAAAUGUUAUCGAUGCAUAAUGCUUCGACGGUUUCAUUGGCAUCAUCUCGCGAAACCAAAAAAGAACAAUUUUCAUCCGAGACACCCAACUCAUCACUGUCAAGGUCGAGAAUCGCAAAUUUUUUAAGCGAGAAUAAAAGAGAUGAUGACAAUCUGGUACCAGUAGGUUCAGGCAGUAGAGUUCCGUCGCCAGCCGUCAGCAGGAAAGGCGUGAGAUUAACUAUCAAGACCGAUCAGGAAGAGUUCGUUAAACGACAAGAUCCUGAUGAAUCUUCCGUUAGAACUGACAAUGAUCAUCAACAGACGGUCAAUGAUAAUAAUGCAUGUGCAGAUUUCGCUGAUUUGGUAACUCCUAUCAACGACAUUCAACCAAAAGAAUCCGGUCCUGGAACAAGCGACGAGAAAAUUGAACGUAUGAAUGUAACUAACAACAAAGUGCCAAAUAAUAGUAUUAACGGAAGUCUCCUCGGAAAUACAAAUCAUAUAGGAGAAAACAGACCUAUUAAUUCACAUGAUCCCAAAUCGACCGAAAUAAUAGUUCCAACGAAGUUGAUUAGAAAACAAUCGGAUCAAGGAAACGAUAAGCUUGCGUCGCAUUUUGCAUCGGAGGAAAAUCCGCGAGGUGACAUGCGCAAUAAUAGUCCCGAUCUACUUGGCGCUAAUCGACCUUUUUUUAGUUAUAAAUAUUCGCAUGACACGUAUAAACUCGAGCAGGAAAGUUUGCAAUCUCGCUCCUUAAACUCAAAGAGAAGAGAUAAUGGUGAUCGAGGUGGCGACGACCGGGGAAAAUCGAGCGUGUCGUCAAUUUCCACUUUGAAUGAAGUUGUACCGAAAGAUCAAAUCAAAACAUAUAUUGCUGGUAAUCAUGAUUGGAGUUCACCCGGAACACGAAAGGGCUUAGGUGUAAGCAACAAUGCAUCGGGUGAUGUCGCGUUAAACAAAGUUCCUAGUAAACAACACUCUGAUAUCAUCAUGGAUGUUUCUAGUAAACAUACUGCAAAAUCUUAUUUUAUCCCGUUACAAGAAAAUGAAAAAUCUGGUUCGGAUGAUUCAACGAGGCUUCAUCAAUCUGUUUCGUUGCAGGAGUGCAAUAAUUCCUUUGUGCAAACAGACAAUAUAAACUCAUCAUCAUUGUUCAAACAGAACGCGCGUCCACAAAUAUCCUCAAGUAUUACGCUCGAUUCUCGGAAAGGUUCUUACCAGUUAUCCAUUAAAAAUGGUAUUAAAUCGCCUCCUAGCGAAGAUUCGAAGUCCUCACAUAACCCGAGAAAGCGGAUAGCCGGUUUACCAGUGACAAAAGUCGAUUCCAGAAAACGGGCGAGAACGAAAUCUAGUAGUACACCCUUCACAAAAUUGCUAAAGUUGCGUAGGGCACGAUCAAUUCGGGAAAAUGAUAGGUUGACUGUCGAGGGUAAGAUCAAAAGUCCUCAUCUGAGCGAGCAAGUCAUGAAGGCAUCAAGAAAGUUGGCAAACAUUAAAUAUGGAAUAAGAACUGGUCAAAAAGAGAUUUACAAUCAAAAUACAUUUGCCAGCAGACACAGAGUCAGAUUGUCACCAACCCCUUCGGAUACUGCAAGUGUUAGUAGCAUCACGUCAGAUACCGUUUCCACUACUACCUUGUCAUGUGAGAUCACAUCAUCACAGGUUGAUAGCUCUGACAUAUAUUACACGUCAAGCGUAAGUGACGACGAAGAAACGAAUGAUUCGGUUGGUGCUCUGCCCAAUAUUGCACGUCACAUGGAAGGCCAAAUUCUCAAAAUGAAAAUUCCGGAGUGGUAUAAUCAGACAACGUGGGAUAAUCAAAUUGAAAGUGAUAACGGUGAGGAGAAUGGACGUAGAAAUGAAAAAGAGAUGAUGAUUAUGGCACGGAAUAUGAUUGAUGAAGAACGAAUCGCUGAGACUGGGGAUCGACGGGAAAAAUUAAAUGCCCCCAGGGAACACGGACGAACAAUUGCGAAAUUAACUAAAGAAAACAGGGAAAGCAGAGAACAAUAUAGGAAAUCAACUAAACAACGAGGUUAUUGUGAAGAGACGAAAGAAUUACACGAGAAGUGCUGUAAAAGACAAACCGAUUUGACACGAGGUAUCAAAAGUUGCGGACACCUAGCAAAUGAAGAAAUCGAAACAUCCUCGAGAGAUGCAUGGGAAAAUUUUCUGAGGGAACAUAUUAACUUGCUGGAAGUUAACCCCAAGAAACUUGUGGAAGAUCGUGAAUUAUCCAAAACACAG